Fusarium coffeatum is the source of this 1446-nucleotide messenger RNA. RefSeq lists its product as uncharacterized. Gene Ontology annotation, cellular component: fungal-type cell wall. Bases 1 to 1446 code for a protein of 481 amino acids. The record is from RefSeq and is a predicted model, not a curated record. The transcript is spliced from 4 exons. NCBI's taxonomy places the organism in Eukaryota, Fungi, Ascomycota, Sordariomycetes, Hypocreales, Nectriaceae. Gene Ontology annotation, molecular function: acid phosphatase activity.
AUGAAGGCUCCUAUCGUUGCAGUCGCUGUUCUCGGCUCUUGCUGCCAUGCCCAAUCUGGCAGCUCAAUUGACCCCGUCCAGCCUGUUCUCCUUCCGGAUACAGCGGCAGCUAAGAACCCUCUGUCACACCUUGGCGGUAAUGGCCCGUGGCAUAUAGGAUCUGAUAUUACCGGCAUUUCAUCUGAGAUUCCCGAUGGAUGUGUCGUCGACCAAGCUGCCUACGUAUCACGUCAUGGAUCUCGAUAUCCUGAUACUGGUGCUCACAAUGGCUGGCUCGAGAUGCAGCGCAAGUUCCAAGAGUCUGAUUACAAGGCAACUGGGCCUCUGAAGUUCCUCCAUACUUGGAAGAGCCCCCUCGACAAACCCGAGAUCCAGAUUGCGCAGCUGAGCAAGACCGGAUACAAGGAAUUGUUCGAUAUGGGAUACACCAUCCGAACUAGGUACCCGGAUCUAUACAACGAGGGUGAGGACUUUGUUGUGUGGGCCAACAACUACACACGCGUCAUCCAAACCGCUCAGCUCUUCCUCCAUGGUUUCUUGGGAACAAACUCCUCGCUUGGCACGGUCGUUUCCGUGACGGGUAAGGGAAUGCCUGCUCAUUUGGGCGACACCCUUGCUCCGUCUGAUAUGUGUCCUACUUUCGUGGACGACAGCAGCAAGCAGACGGACGCGUGGCGCUCCAAGUGGCUGCCCGCCUUCAAGAAGCGUCUGUCUCAGUACAUCGAGGGAGACCUCGAUCUUGAAGACGGCCAGUGGAACGACUUUCCCUACAUCUGUGGUUUCGAGUCACAAAUCGCAGGUCGUCUUUCACCUUUCUGCAACACCUUCAAUCAGCAGGAGCUAGAGCAGUACGAGUACCAGCAAGAUCUCCGAUACUACUACGGUGUCGGCCCUGCCACCAAGGUCGCUUCCAAGAUGAUGGUUCCCUUUCUCGAUGCUUUGGUAGACCGUUUCGUCGCUGGCCCUGAUUCCACUGGUAAAGACUUUGACGGCAAGAACUUCAAGAUCCCCAAGAUCCUCAUGAGUUUCUUGAAUGACGGUCAACUCAACGAACUCGCCGUUGCUACCGGCGUAUACGACAACCAGAAGAAGCUCCCAACCGAUCGCAUUGCCAAGGACCGUCUCUGGCGCAACUCUGAUAUUUCUCCUAUGCGUGGUACCAUUGCUUUUGAGCGUCUCACUUGCGGCACUACAAAGGGACGUUCUGCAAAGUACAUGCGAAUUCUCGUCAAUGACAUUGUCUACCCCGUUCCUUCGUGCAAGGACGGCCCUGGAAGAUCUUGUGCUUUGGCAAAGUACUCUAAGAUCACCAAGGAUCGACUUAAGAAAAAUGGUAACUUUGCUAAGCUUUGCAAUGCCACGGAUCCUGCUACUCCCAGCAAGGUUCUUGGAGCUAGCUUCUUUACCAACUUGGCUCAGCCUCACUUGAAGCCUGUCAAGCCUUGA